Molecule: messenger RNA, 1077 nt
Organism: Baudoinia panamericana UAMH 10762
Lineage: Eukaryota; Fungi; Ascomycota; Dothideomycetes; Mycosphaerellales; Teratosphaeriaceae
Exons: 1
Coding region: 1-1077 (358 amino acids)
Biological process (GO): sulfate assimilation; phosphatidylinositol phosphate biosynthetic process
Molecular function (GO): 3'(2'),5'-bisphosphate nucleotidase activity
Source: RefSeq, a predicted model, not a curated record
AUGGCGACCGGAGGGUACGACAAGGAGCUCAACGCCGCCUUACUAGCCGUGCAAAGAGCGACGCUCUUGACCAAAUCCGUCUUUCAUCAGAACGCCAAGGGCACGUUAAGCAAAAGCGAUGCUUCUCCCGUUACAAUUGGCGAUUUCGGCGCCCAGGCGCUCAUAAUAAGUGCGCUGCAGCACAACUUCCCGAGUGACGAGAUCGUCGCGGAAGAAGAAGCCAAAGAUCUGCGGGAGAACAGUCAAUUACGAGAUACCGUCUGGGAGCUCGUCCGUGAUGCCAAGCUCUCCAAUGCCACAGCUGAGCAAACAUUGGGCGGUGCGGUCGGUAGCGCGGACAGUAUGCUCGAUAUCAUAGAUAAGGGCGAUAGCAAAGGCGGUGCCAAGGGUAGGAUAUGGACGAUCGAUCCUAUAGACGGAACGAAAGGUUUUCUGCGAGGCGGACAGUAUGCCGUCUGCCUUGCUCUCUUGGUGGAUGGAGAGGUUAAGGUUGGCGUGCUUGGCUGCCCGAAUCUGCCCGUCAGUGAUAGCGAGCCCUUAAAGGAGGGAAUUGGCACGGAUGCUAGCGACGAAGAAGGCAAGUUUGGCGUUCUGUUCUCUGCGGUUGAGGGGCAAGGAGCUCAAAGUAGGCCGUUGAGUAAAGAGGGUCUGAGCGAGGGGAAGAAGAUUGGCAUGAAGCCCAUCUCGAACAUUUCCGAGGCUACUUUUUGCGAGUCAGUGGAAGCCGGACAUUCAUCCCAGGGUGAUGCGGCGGCUAUUGCGCAGAAACUUGGCAUCACCAAGCCCUCCGUCCGAAUGGACAGCCAAGCCAAAUAUGGAAGCAUCGCACGAGGGGCGGGAGACCUGUAUCUACGUUUGCCGGUCCGAAAAGACUACGUGGAGAAGAUAUGGGAUCAUGCCGCAGGUGAUCUGAUCGUGCGGGAAGCGGGUGGCCAGGUCACGGAUGUGAACGGAAACCGACUCGACUUCUCGCUGGGCAGGACGCUGAAGAAUAACAAGGGUGUUAUUGCGGCGCCGAAAGAUGUGCAUGGCCAGGUAAUUCAAGCGGUGAAGGAAGUGCUGGGCGCGAAGCAGUGA